Molecule: messenger RNA, 264 nt
Organism: Cadophora gregata
Lineage: Eukaryota; Fungi; Ascomycota; Leotiomycetes; Helotiales; Ploettnerulaceae
Exons: 1
Coding region: 1-264 (87 amino acids)
Source: RefSeq, a predicted model, not a curated record
AUGAAAGCAUCGUCUCGAACCGGUGGACUAUUCCGUGCAUUCGAAACAGCUGGUCAAGCUGUUUCGUAUGCCAUUAACUCCCACACGGGUGAUGAUCCCAGGAUACCAUUUUAUGUGAAUUGUGCGGUUUUGGUGUUGACGAUUCCGUGCAUGGUACUGUUGAUAAGGAUGAUUCCGGAGGCGCCUUCGAAUAGGGAUGUUGAUGUGGAUGAGGAGGCGGAGGUUAUUGUUGGGGUGGCGAAGUUGGAUGAGAGAGCUGUGUAG